Messenger RNA from Ficedula albicollis (Collared flycatcher), 563 nucleotides. It is a transcript of the gene GDF11, whose product is annotated as growth differentiation factor 11. Lineage: Eukaryota; Metazoa; Chordata; Aves; Passeriformes; Muscicapidae. The annotation marks the transcript as partial. The record is from RefSeq and is a predicted model, not a curated record. The transcript is spliced from 2 exons.
AGCGCGGCUCGGGGGUCCCGGUGUGGGAUUGGGGUGCCCAGAGCGCGGCUCGGGGGUCCCGGUGUGGGAUUGGGGUGCCCAGAGCGCGGCUCGGGGGUCCCGGUGUGGGAUUGGGGUGCCCAGAGCGCGGCUCGGGGGUCCCAACACGGGUCCCAACGCCACCCCUGACCCCUCCUCCUCCUCCUCCUCCUCCCCCCGCAGCGGACCCGGUGGUGCAGAUCGAGGGCAACCCGCACUGCUGCUUCUUCAACUUCAGCCCCAAGAUCAUGUUCACCAAGGUGGUGAAGGCGCAGCUCUGGGUGUACCUGCGGCCGGUGCAGCACACCUCCACCGUGUACCUGCAGAUCCUGCGCCUCAAGCCCGUCACGGACGAGGGCAGCCGCCACAUCCGCAUCCGCUCGCUCAAAAUCGAGCUCAACUCGCGCGCCGGGCACUGGCAGAGCAUCGACUUCAAGCACGUCCUGCAGAACUGGUUCAAGCAGCCGCACAACAACUGGGGCAUCGAGAUCAACGCCUUCAGUGACAGCUCCGAGGGGCUGGGUGACAGGUGUGGGGGACAGUGA